Messenger RNA from Tuber melanosporum (Perigord truffle), 1852 nucleotides. RefSeq lists its product as uncharacterized. The coding region runs from base 1 to 1524 and encodes 507 amino acids. Lineage: Eukaryota; Fungi; Ascomycota; Pezizomycetes; Pezizales; Tuberaceae. The transcript is spliced from 4 exons. The record is from RefSeq and is a predicted model, not a curated record.
AUGUGUUGUGUAUUCACAUUGAGGCUCCCUUUUCCAAUUCUAGCCCCCCUCCAUCACAAAAACCACAACUCCCCGUCCCCCAUCACCAAUUCCGCCUAUCUUCUUAGCCGUCCAGCUGUUCGAUUCCUCCCAAUUGCCCUUGCCACGAUGUUUUGCAACUGGGCGGCCGUUGCGGCAACAUCGAUCCGAGGCCGAGACAGAUCUCCAUCCAGUGGCCCUGAGAUAAAGCCGCCCGUACCGUUUACUGGACCGAAAAUAUUCCCCCGCUACUCUCCCCCUCAAACCUCAGGUUCAAGUUUCACUGCUCCACCCCAGGAACGCUCCUUCUAUACCUUCUUUGGAAGGAUCAAGAAGGCUACCGAGGUCACACCCGAGCACCUUAACGCUCUCGGGGUUUUGGUGGAAUACGAUGUUCCGGUUGAGAAGCUUCUACCCAGCGGUGGAGCCAGCUUUAUCCCGGUCGAUGAUGACAAGAUAUUUUCCGAGAGAAGGAGGGAAUUGCUUAUCCCAAACGAUGACGCAGUGGAGGCUCUUGCAAGACGGAGGAAGGAUGUCAAGCUAGGUCACAUGUAUAGGUUUUAUCAAGGGGUCGACAUGGUUAAAACAUACUAUCCCACUGAACCCCCUUCCGAUCCCCUAACACCGAUGUCAUCAGGCGACGAGGCCGGCAAGAACGGUAAGAGGAAAGCGGAAGAAGUGGUGGAAGGCGGGGUAGAAAAGAAGGGCAAACCGGAGGGGCCAUCUGCUACCGCUCCCACUCCUCUAAGCGAUCUCCCGGAAAUAAACGAGGAAGAGGAUGGUCGGAAAUUUUCCAUGCCCGAGAAAUUCCGGGAAGAGCUUGUGAAAAACUUUAUUGAGCCCAUCUGCUGGGGGUACGGAGUGCGGAUCUAUCAAAGCCCACCCCGAGCACCCCCGAGAGUCGCACUCCAGAGGUCCCGAUUUCUCGUGCACAUGACCAACUACAUUUAUCUUACCCCCGCCCUCCCUGCCGAGGCUCGCUCCGGCCUUGUGGAAGGCCCCGUCAUGGGCGUGCAGGUUCGGCACGAAUUCGAAUUUUUGAAGAAACAGUCGGACGAUAGCAUGGAUGUUGACGGCGAGGAAGAAGUCGGGGACGUAGUCGGCAUUACCCGCGAGGUGGCUGCCGCCCUCAGUAUUGCACAGGAUAGGAGGAAAGGACCGAGAGAAGGCAGACCAGAGGGCAAGACAGAAAAGAAGAUCCGGUUUAGAGCUGUCGGGAAGGAUGAUAAAUGGAGGGAUGAUAUAUUCCUCCUUACCUCCCUCCACCACCACAUCUCCAUAACCCACAUCUCCGUAACCCAGCCGUAUCUGCGCUUCCUUGAAACUGGCCAGAUGCCCAACCUAAACCACGAGUACUUCCAAACGGAGGAGGGAAACGAUUGGGAUAAGCUCAAGGUUCAAAAAACAAGGUUCUGGGAUUUGUUGGAUCCGGAGGAGCGGACUGAAGCUGGAAGGAGCUUUUCAGGAGUUUUGGCAUGGUUGUCGAGGAAUGAGCCCAAGAGGUAGGUUUUUAAUUGCUUGUCAGCUAGGUUAGUGAGCCCAUACCCGCGCUUAUUAUUUCAUGCAUGUUUGGUUGGUGCGUUGAUUUGGCUAGGAGACAGGAGGAUGUAUGCACUAUACCGAUUUUGGAUGGGCUUGAAGAUAUGGGAAUUUGGGCGAUGAUCUUUGUAGUAUGAUGUCUUGCUUGAUUGAUUUAUGUCAAAAUGGGGAAACGGAGAAAAAUUAGUGGGGAGCAUUUGAACGCGGCAUAUUUUAUUAAGCUGGAACUGAAAUCAUUCGAUCAUAGGAUUUCAUGAGAAAUCACUCGUUUUCUGAUUUCUGAAUUUCAUCCGGA